This is a messenger RNA of Aaosphaeria arxii CBS 175.79, 1201 nucleotides long. RefSeq names its product class I glutamine amidotransferase-like protein. Gene Ontology annotation, cellular component: cytosol; nucleus. The record is from RefSeq and is a predicted model, not a curated record. The transcript has a single exon. NCBI's taxonomy places the organism in Eukaryota, Fungi, Ascomycota, Dothideomycetes, Pleosporales. The coding region runs from base 143 to 1018 and encodes 291 amino acids.
GCUGGCACAGGCGAUAAAUAUGCCAUCCCUUCGUUGGCGAAGCCAUGCCAACCAACCAUAAUCAGGACCCUUAUUCGUCUACAUCGUUUAAACAAUAUCUCGUACAUAUCUACUGCUUCGAUCGCACUGCGGGGUCUCGAAAAUGGCGAGGCAAGUGCUUCAUAUAGCCAUGCUCAAUGCGGACGUGCCAGUCCCCAACGUUCAACCACGAUGGCCCUCCUACGGUUCUAUAUUUGCAAACCUUCUAACGAAAGCUGCCAAUCGUAUUGCUCCAAGCAUACGAAUCGAGUCCACCGAAUACAACGUACACUUGGACGAAUAUCCACCGAGCCUAUCCAACGUGGAUCUCCUUAUCAUCACCGGUGCGGCGGCUUCGGCAUACGACAAUCUCGACUGGAUACGAAAACUCGAUGGCUACGUCCGCGACGUAUAUGCGAAUCACCCACACGUCAAGAUCUUUGGAAGCUGCUUCGGACACCAGCUGAUAGGCCAAAGCCUUUUGAAGGAAUUCCGAAUUUACGCCGAGAAGGACCCCAACGGCCAUGAGGUCGGUGUGCAGGCCAUCACCCUCAGUGAUGAUUUCCGUUCAUCUUUUCAAAAUGCCCCAAGGAGUGACAACCUCCAAAACCCUCUUGCCGUACCAGAGGUUGUGCGCCUUCAAUUCAUCCAUGGCGAUCACGUCAAAAUUCCCCAUGUUGAUGCGUUGCCUCCUCGAUGGGUGAAUCUAGGGAGUACCGACCAUUGUGCAGUGCAAGGGCUAUACGAGCCUGGAAGGGUUUUCACCCUGCAAGGUCAUUUUGAAUUUGACAGAUUUGUCAACACCGAGGUUCUGAAGUAUUUUGCGACACAGGGUUGGCCAGUCGCGAAGAAGGAAUAUCUUGAGGCCGUUGAUGCAGAUGAUGACUCGGAAUUGGUAGCGGAGAUGGUAGUGUGCUUUCUACUCGAACUAUCUUCCAGUCAGGGGAAUGAAUCUUUUACAAAGGCUGGAGGAUUAUUGACACCUCCGCUGAUUUCAUGAUCACCGACGUUGUGGUAUCACUAAACCUAGUGUACGAGUAGGUCUUGACGUUAAUGGGGCUGUCGUCCCCAAGUCAUACAUCUGGUUGCAUACAUUAUUGGCGUAGCUGUCGAAUCCCCCUUGUCCAGUUUUUGCUUGACACGUUCUCUCAUAGAAUCAAAGAUAUGUUAUGAAUUAACCGCG